This is a messenger RNA of Arabidopsis arenosa, 493 nucleotides long. NCBI's taxonomy places the organism in Eukaryota, Viridiplantae, Streptophyta, Magnoliopsida, Brassicales, Brassicaceae. The record is from the annotation of a GenBank genome assembly.
ACACUCAUACAUUUCAAAUCUUUCAGUACUUCCUAAACCUCUCUUUUCUUUCACUUGAAAAAAUGGUUGUUUCUUCUAAUGCUGAACAAAAAGCCGCUAUAUUAUUUUUUAAGGGUUUAGAUUGGGAUGGAGAUCUAAUCGAUUUCGACUUUCCAGUGCAAGGCCAAGUCGAAGCCGAUAACGUAAGCUUGCUUCUACUUGCGGAUGAAGCCGAUAAGACGAAAGAACCUUUGCUUACAGUGUUACCACUAGCUAGACAGAAAAAUAUUCCCAUUGUGACUCUCGCUACCAUGGUAGAGGUAGGGGAGGCUAUAGGCUGGAACGAACCUGCAAAGAUAGCAUCUCUAAACAAGGGCAAAAGCUAUAUUGGAACCGUUAUAAACACUCUCAACCAAGCCGUGGAUGCUCCCAAAGAAGAACGUGAACCCUAAUUGGAGCGGCGGAGCGACGUAACGAUAUUAAUGGUAUCGUUUAAUAAUAAUAAUGAAAUUCU